GAACCGAGCGCUCCUGCGGCCCCGGAGCCAGAGCGGCCGCCGCGCCCCCGAAGCCCGGCCCGGCCCCGCCCGCUGGGGCCCCCGCAGGCCGAGGCCACCGGGCGGGGGGCGGGGACGCCCAACUUGGGGCGCGGCACAGACCGGCUCUCCCCAGAUCGCCCAGCCCCGGAGCGCCACGGCUGUGGCCAGACGGCGGGAGCUGAGUGCGGAGAGCGGAGGCGGCCGGUGGCUCCUGCGCUGUAGCCCCGGCCUCGGCCCGUGCGCGAAUUCUUAUUUUUUUCAAACGACUCAAACUUUGCUCCUUCCCCUGCUGGCUGGGGUCCCCGUCGCCUUGGAAUUGCUGUCUGGAUUCCCGCGGGGACGCCGGGACGCGAUCGCCUUGCCGGGAUUCCUCGGUGGCGGCUCGGCUAACUUCCUGGACUCGGGGACCCGGAGCGUUCUCCCUGCAGCUCAACCCCGUCCUCGCUCUGCUCCCGCGCUCGGGAAAGCCGGGACCUGGGGGCGCCUUCGCCGUCCGGAAGGAAGGGUACCCAGCCUGGUCCCCCUUGGGUCGAGCUGCUGAGCCCACCGCACCCGCCGUAGGACUGGAGCCAGCUGCUUAACCGCGCGGCCUCUGCGCCCCGCUCGGCUGAGAGGGGCGUCCCCUGGGCGGGGAAACGACAAGUUUGUCAGUCGUCUGGGGUUCGUGGGAUCGGAGCUCCGCCACCGCACCAGAGAGGUCCCGCUCCUUGCAUCCCGGGAAGACAGCCUCGGGGACCCGGGGCGGCUCGGCUGUCCGGCUCCUUGGACCAGGGCGCUGGCUGCUGAGCCGGGAGCGCAGAGGCACCGAGGGCCGGGCCAGCGCCCCCUGCGUCCCCAGGGAGGGCAGCGGCCCCGCUGGAGGAGAAAGCCAGGUCGCCGCCCUCUCUGUCGCGUCUCAGGGAAAAGGGGGGAAGGCAGAGGGCAUCGCGGUGCCCCGGCGGAUGCGCCCCCCGCCGCCUCUCAGGCUGCGCCGCCUCGCGGGGAUGAAGCACCGGCCGUGAAGAUGGAGGUGACCUGUCUUCUACUCCUGGCGCUGAUCCCCUUCCACUGUCGGGGACAGGGAGUCUACGCUCCAGCCCAGGCUCAGAUUGUGCAUGCGGGCCAGGCCUGUGUGGUGAAAGAGGAUAACAUCAGUGAGCGGGUCUACACCAUCCGGGAGGGCGACACCCUGGUGCUGCAGUGCCUGGUCACUGGGCACCCUCGACCCCAGGUGCGGUGGACCAAGACUGCAGGGAGCGCAUCUGACAAGUUCCAGGAGACAUCGGUGUUCAAUGAAACGCUGCGUAUUGAGCGCAUUGCACGCACACAGGGUGGUCGCUAUUACUGCAAAGCGGAGAACGGAGUGGGCGUACCGGCCAUCAAGUCCAUCCGCGUGGACGUGCAGUACCUGGAUGAGCCUGUGCUGACUGUGCACCAGACAGUGAGCGAUGUUCGAGGCAACUUCUACCAAGAGAAGACGGUGUUCCUGCGCUGCACCGUCAACUCCAACCCGCCUGCCCGCUUCAUCUGGAAGCGAGGCUCUGACACCCUGUCCCACAGCCAGGACAAUGGGGUUGACAUCUACGAGCCCCUCUAUACCCAGGGGGAGACCAAGGUCCUGAAGUUGAAGAACCUUCGGCCCCAAGACUACGCCAGCUACACCUGCCAGGUGUCCGUGCGCAAUGUGUGUGGCAUCCCAGAUAAGGCCAUCACCUUCCGGCUCACCAACACCACAGCACCACCAGCACUGAAGCUGUCUGUGAAUGAAACUCUGGUGGUGAACCCCGGGGAGAAUGUGACGGUGCAGUGUCUGCUAACAGGCGGUGACCCCCUCCCUCAGCUGCAGUGGACUCAUGGGCCUGGCCCACUGCCCCUGGGUGCUCUAGCCCAGGGUGGCACCCUCAGCAUUCCUUCAGUACAGGCCCGGGACUCUGGCUACUAUAACUGCACAGCCACCAACAAUGUGGGCAACCCAGCCAAGAAGACGGUCAACCUGCUGGUUCGAUCUUUGAAGAAUGCCACCUUCCAGAUCACCCCCGAUGUGAUCAAGGAGAGUGAGAACAUCCAGCUGGGCCAGGACCUGAAGCUGUCUUGCCAUGUGGAUGCGGUGCCCCAGGAGAAGGUGACCUACCAGUGGUUCAAAAAUGGCAAGCCAGCACGUAUGUCCAAGCGGCUGCUGGUGACCCGCAAUGACCCGGAGUUGCCCGCCGUCACCAGCAGCCUGGAGCUCAUUGACCUGCACUUCAGUGACUACGGCACCUACCUGUGCAUGGCGUCCUUCCCAGGGUCACCCGUCCCUGACCUCAGCAUUGAGGUCAACAUCUCCUCUGAGACAGUGCCACCCACCAUCAGUGUCCCCAAGGGCCGGGCCGUGGUGACUGUGCGUGAGGGCGCUCCUGCCGAGCUCCAGUGCGAGGUUCGGGGCAAACCCCGGCCGCCCGUGCUCUGGUCCCGCGUGGACAAGGAGGCCGCCCUGCUGCCUUCGGGACUGGCCCUGGAGGAGACUCCAGACGGCAAGCUGCGGCUGGAGCGUGUGAGUCGCGACAUGAGCGGCACCUACCGAUGCCAGACAGCUAGAUACAAUGGCUUCAACGUGCGUCCCCGGGAGGCCCAGGUGCAGCUGACGGUGCACUUCCCGCCCGAGGUGGAGCCGGGUUCCCAGGACGUGCGCCAGGCGCUGGGCCGGCCGGUGCACCUGCGCUGCUCCCUCCUGCGCGGCAGCCCCCAGCGCAUCGCCUUGGCCGUGUGGCGCUUCAAGGGGCAGCUGCUGCCCCCGCCGCCUGUGGUCCCCGCAGCCGCCGCGGAGGCCUCGGAUCACGCCGAGCUGCGGCUCGAUGCCCUGACUCGUGACUCCAGCGGAACUUACGAGUGCAGCGUCUCCAACGACGUGGGCUCAGCCACCUGCCUCUUCCAGGUCUCCGCCAAAGCCUACAGCCCGGAGUUUUACUUCGACACCCCCAACCCCACCCGCAGCCACAAGCUGUCCAAGAACUACUCAUAUGUGCUACAGUGGACCCAGAGGGAGCCAGAUGCAGUGGACCCCGUGCUCAACUACAGACUCAGUGUCCGCCAGUUGAACCAGCACAAUGCCGUGGUCAAGGCCAUCCCUGUGCGGCGUGUGGAGAAGGGGCAGCUGCUGGAGUACAUCCUGACUGAUCUCCGUGUGCCCCACAGCUAUGAGAUCCGCCUCACGCCCUACACCACCUUUGGGGCUGGUGACAUGGCUUCUCGGAUCAUCCACUACACAGAGCCCAUCAACUCUCCGAACCUGUCAGAUAACACCUGCCACUUUGAAGAUGAGAAGAUCUGUGGUUACACCCAGGACCUAACAGACAACUUUGACUGGACACGACAGAAUGCUCUCACACAGAAUCCCAAGCGUUCCCCAAAUACUGGUCCCCCCACGGACAUCAGUGGCACCCCUGAAGGCUACUACAUGUUCAUUGAGACAUCUAGGCCUCGGGAGCUGGGGGACCGGGCAAGGUUGGUGAGUCCGUUGUACAAUGCCAGCGCCAAGUUCUACUGCGUCUCUUUUUUCUACCACAUGUAUGGGAAGCACAUCGGCUCCCUCAACCUCCUGGUGCGGUCCCGGAACAAAGGAACUCUGGACACACAUGCCUGGUCCCUCAGCGGUAAUAAGGGCAAUGUGUGGCAGCAGGCCCAUGUGCCCAUCAACCCCAGUGGGCCCUUCCAGAUUAUUUUUGAGGGGGUUCGAGGCUCUGGCUACCUGGGGGAUAUUGCCAUAGAUGACGUCAUGCUGAAGAAGGGAGAGUGUCCCCGGAAGCAGAUGGAUCCCAACAAAGUGGUGGUGAUGCCAGGCAACAGAGCCCCCCGCUUGUCCAGCCUGAAGCUCUUCGGACCCAUGGCCAUCUUUUUCUUGGCAUGGCAGAGAUGAUGAGCGCUGCGUGGAUCCCCCACCCCGCCCCCGGAACACCAAAGUGUCCACAUCGUACCAAAGACUGACCCCUGCCAGCUGGGGUGCCCAGGGGCAUGGCCGGCUCGCCAGGAAGGGGGCCUUCAUUGGCUUCAAGGAUGAUCAGAGAACAAAGACAGAAGCCAGGAUCUGAGGCUCUGGAGACGGUUGUUGGAUACACGCACACACUCACACACUUACACUCCCACACACAGAUAUAUUAAAGCACAACUUUCUAUCCAACCUGCCAGCACCUUCUUUACUGCGGAUUCAGGGGACUUGCCUGAGCGGCAUCCAGGGACCUCAAUACAACACAGGCCUCAUCUUGGCUACACGGAGCUGUUUCUGACCUUGCCCUGACUCGAGGCCAAAUGGCUGACACAUCUGACUCGGGCUCCUUGGUUGAAGGAUACAGAGAUCAGAGGAGGGACUUUGUGAGCUUUGUGACUGUCCUUUGUCCAAAGACUGACAAGGAAGAGCCACCUGCUGCACUUAACUGUCCCGAGUAUAGUAUAUAUAGAUGGUGGAGGCCCCAGUUGACCCAGAUUCCCUUGACCUGUUUCUGGGAUGUCAUACCGUACUCCCUGCUGUGCCUGCUUGGAAGGGACCCAGUGUAAGGCUUAGGGCCUGUGCAGUAUGAGGCCAGUCUCCUGAUCCUGCCCCACCCCUCCCAGCAGCUGGACUCUACCCUAGCCUCAGCCCCAGCUUCGGACUUCAGCAGCAGCUUCCAAGCGGUAGCCAGGCCAUUUUUCCAGGGUGUGGUUUGACUUUGAGAAGGGCACAGAGCCCUGCUUCUAGCCGCCCCCACAAAAGACACUGGAUCUGGGAGCGGAGUGGAACCCCCUGUUUCUUACAUAUUUGACCUGAUGGAGUCCUAUAAGGAGGGGGCUGUGGAGGGCAGAGCACUGUCUAGUUGGCUCAAUAGAAAGGUGGGGUGAUGGAUGGGAGCAGUCACCAGUCUUCUUGUGCCCUGAGAUCUGGGAAGGACUACUUGUCCUUGGAGCUUGAGGUUGAUGGAUGGAAUUUAGAGCUUUUGUCUUUGUCUCCCCUACUCCACACCCAGCUUCCAUGAGAGAGAGGAACCCCAGCCCCUUCCAGGAUGAGUCUUCAUGCACACAUACAUGUGGUAUGUCUGUGUGUGUGUGCAAGAGUGUGGGUGCUUAUCUGUGUCUAUGUACCAUUGUGCACAUCUCUGGACAGGAGUGCAUGCAAAUGAGUCUGUAUGUGAAUUGUACACAUCUGUCUGUUAGGUUGGGCGUAUGCCCCAUUUCUGUGGGUGACUAUCAGCAUGUAUGUUCUAUCUUCAUGACAACAUGUGUUGUGGGGUGCUGGCCCUAUUCUGUAGCCUGAGGCUCCCUGCCACAGCCUGAAAGCCCACCUUACAUCCUCUGUGGGUGACCGCAGACAACCCUAUUGAAGGCUAGCCCUAGGCUGGGGGCGUGGCCCGGGGCUCCUCCCAGAACAUUUGGUGGCACAGCUGCAGAGAAGAGGCUGGAACCCAGGCAGCACUGCAGUGCCAGGAGGCAGAUGGAGGAUCAAGGCCCAUGCUGCCCAGCUUCAGGCUCUGCUUGGCCUGAGUUAUCAUCAUCACCGAUAGCUGCUGAGUGGUGGGACCAGGCCUGCAGCGAGGCCUCUUGGUACCAUACAGUAUGGCUGCCUUCCUGGCCCCUUUAAGGUCUGUGUCUGAAGUGAGUUGCACUGGUUCCCAAUACACGCUUCCCUGGCAUCUGCUGGGCAUUGUUCCUUAAUUGUCCCAUCUGUGCAGAGUCUGUUGCCCCAACUAGACUGUGAGCUCCUCCUCCAAGCCCUCUCCCUCUACCCCUUCUCCCCUCCUCCACACUUGCCUAGCACAAGCAAGAUUAAGAUGGAAAUAUUGUUGAAUGGAUUUGAUCAGCCAAUGGUUCUCCAGUCCUGGCUACUGAACAGACCCCCCUUUAGGUGGGCCCCAGCCCAGACAGUGUGAUUUAAUGGGACCAGAAUGUCUGGCAUUAGAAAUACUGAGGCCCUUCAGAACCCAAGAGAGGAAAGACCUCUCAACUACAGGGCCUCUGGGAUUGCCAGAGAAACAGCCCUACCACUUCCUCCUUGGGGUUCCCACCCUGCCCUAGGCCUGCUCCCUAGAUUCAACCCUUGCCCUGACUGCUCCACUGUGGGGACUCAGCUCUGUAUCUCAGAGCCUGAUACAGGGAAACUACACAGUAGAUGUUAGCCCUAUGUUCCAGAAUUUUCUCUGUAAGGAGGGCAGCCAAGACUUGAGGGUGUGUGGCCCGCAGUUACAAAGUAUGUGUGUGUGUGCUGAAAAGUCUAUCCUUGUGUAUGAGUGAGUGUGAUCAGGGUGUGCAUGUCCAUGUGAGCCAGUGGUGGGCAGGCCUGUGGUGUCUGCACUUAGGUCUCUGCAGGGUUGAGAGUCAGAGUAUGUGCACCCGUGAGUGUGUAGGGCAGGAGUGCAUCACUACACCUGUAUGUAUCCUUGUGGGUCAGUGGCGGGGUGAGUGGCAUGAACACCCCAGUCCCCGGGAGACCAGGCUGGCUGGAUCCAGUGUAUCUCCCCGUGGCAGCCUCAUCCACUAGGUAGGGUGAUUGAGGCAUAUUGUGGCCUUAAAACAGGGAGCCUGGAAGCAACUCUCAGGAUGCCUACAGGUUGGUGUCUGUGGGGAGAAAGGGUUCCUUGUAGCUGAAUAGCAACCAAUAGGCAAUCUAGGCUUGACCAUGUUGCCCCUGGGAAUGCAGGUAGCCAGCCUCCUGGUGGUACAUCUGAAGAUCAAGCCUCCUCCUCCCGGCACGCUCUCCCCACUAUCCCUCUUUCCCAUCUACCUUCUUUCUCCUAUUCUCUGGAUGCACACCAGUAUAGGCUGUCAGAACUCAGAUGGGCCUCAGCAGUACAGUCUUGAGGGAGGCAAAUGGAAAAACUGGAAUGGAGACAGGUAGAGCUGGCCCAAGCCUUUGGAGGCCAAGUGCUACGGCCCUGGCUGCCACUGGCUGCCACUCCUGUAAUCUCCUAACAGAAUAGCUACAGGGAGCUGGGGGGACCUGUCCUAUCUCAGGGUGCUAUAGAUGCUGCUGGAUCUGUUACACACAUGACAGGUGUUAGUGGGACUCACUAGGAAAGAGACCAUCUCCCUGACCUAUUCUGGCCGCUCCUCCCAGGACACAGACACUCCCAGCCCAUGGAGGGUGUGGGUGCUACACAGAAGCUGCCACUUUCUGCCCGUAGUGCUCACCAAGCCCUCCUGGCUCCAGAUUGAAGAGACUUUGUUUCCUCAUUGUUCACAGCUGUCUGCUCAAGAGGCAGGGCUGGGGACUGAGGCCUGCAGGUCAUCUAAUCCUCAUCCUCCUGAUUUUCUCUAAAGACCAGGAGGGUGUGCAGAGUGCUUGAGUUGUUCUCUACCUGGAUAGCCCCAGAGGGCUGGGAAGGGCUGGUUCCAGAACUAGACCCAGGGGUAUGACAGGUGAAUCUGCUCUGGAGAGUUCACCACAGGCCAUUGGCUGAGGGUGGGUUCAGGCUGUGCUCUAUUAUUCUGUUAGUGCUGUGUGUGUGUGUGUGUGUGUGUGUGUGUGUGUGUGUG
Molecule: messenger RNA, 7479 nt
Organism: Nannospalax galili (Upper Galilee mountains blind mole rat)
Lineage: Eukaryota; Metazoa; Chordata; Mammalia; Rodentia; Spalacidae
Gene: Mdga1
Product: MAM domain containing glycosylphosphatidylinositol anchor 1
Exons: 17
Coding region: 1025-3895 (956 amino acids)
Biological process (GO): homophilic cell-cell adhesion
Cellular component (GO): plasma membrane
Molecular function (GO): protein binding
Source: RefSeq, a predicted model, not a curated record